CUGGAACUGCUGGGAAAACUGGAACUGCUGGGAAAACUUGAACUGCUGGGAACACUGGAACUUCCGGGACCACUGGGACCGCUUUGACCAGUUCAGAGUGGUUCUCACUGGGAUGGCUGGAACUGCUGGGACCACUUGGACCGUUUUGACCAGUUCGCAGAGUGCUCACGCUGGUCCUGCUGGAACUUCCGGGAACACUGGAACUUCCGGGAACACUGGAACUGCUGGGAACACUGGAACUUCCGGGAACACUGGAACUGCUGGCACCAGUGGAACUUCUGGGAUCACUGGAACUGCUGGCACCAGUGGAACUGCUGGGAUCACUGGGACCGCUUUAACCAGUAGGGUGUGGAAAACGGAGGCUGGUGGGAAGGCACCACUUUCGGUCCAAACGGAGUGUUCAACCUCAACGAGAGAAGGAAGUUCUUCAGAAGAGUUUGUGGAAAUUCCAAGCCCUAGCAGAAUGCCCUUGCCUGGUGCAAGCUUGAUCCUUGGUUCUGCUGCAGUGUUGCAGGCUUCGGCGGCAGAGGAUAAGGAGAGAGGAGGAGGAGGGAAUGUAGCAACAGAGGAGAAGGAGAGAACAGUCUUCUCUUCGCCUGCCUGCGGAAUGCCGCCGCGCAAGCUGCGGCAAGGUGGAAAUGGGAAAGUCGGCUCGCCCCCAUCUUCGGAGCCAAGAGGGGGAGGAAAUGGAAAAGCAGGGUCGCCGCCCUCUCUAGACUUGAGAGGUGCAGGGGGUGGAGGAGGUGGUUCCAAGCAAUAUUCCAAAAGGAGUAAUACGAAGCUUCUGGGGAAGACAGAUUCCGGAAAGUACGAGGAAGGAAGUGUAGUUGUAGUGGCAGGUGAUUUAGGGGGGAAUGGCAAUAAUGGAAAUCGUGGCCGUCAGGGGGGCAAACGGAGGGGGGGUGGGAAUGGGGGACUGAAGGCAGGAACUUGUCCAUCGCUGGACCCGGGAUCCGGUCAAAACCCUGCUAGCCUGCCUGGCAGUCCUGGCAUGGGUCCCGUGCAAUCCACCGGAUCUCCGCAGAGACUGGGACCGUUUCAGACGAGCCUCUCAAGAAGCUACUCCUCUCCAUUAGCCAAGGGUAGGCAGGUUGCUUUCGAUACUGAUUCGCCGACGAAAGGUGGGUGGCGAUCUAACAGCUUUUCGAUGAAGUGUACGGAGUCUGCCACAGAAAGCGUCCCCUACAAGGGAAGACAGCAAAAGGGAGGAAAGAAGAAGUUUCCUGAACAUUGGGAGCCAUCCCGAAUUGCUGAAGGGCUAAAGAACGGGGAGCUAUUGAAGUCUGUUUUCCGUGUGAAUGGUCACAAUCGGACUGAGGCCUAUUGCACCGUCGAGGGUAUAUCUGUUGACGCCUUAAUUUAUGGGAUUGUAGCUCAGAAUCGUGCGAUGGACGGUGAUGUAGUGGCCGUAAAAUUGAAUAGUGUGUCGAACUGGGUGAGAUUGAAAGGUGGCUGCAAAGAGGCCAAAGAAGAUGCGUCAGAGUCCAACAACAAUUCAUGGUUGGCGGAUGACAGCUCUAAUGGGAAUGGGGAGGAUGUGGAUGCUGAAGCUCAGGUGGACAUCGGGUUCGUAGGAGAUGAUUUUGAGGACGCUGAUGAGGUAGACCCUGAUGCAGCCGUUGAGAGAGAUGGCAUUGUUGUGAACUUGUGUGACGGUCAAGAGAAUGGGCGUGUGACGGCCCUGGAUGAGGCAGCCGUGAAACAGCUGCUCCUCUCGUCGAGCAUGCGAGCACGGAAUAGGGGUGGAAAUCCUCCUCAGGUGAGCAAGGCGAUAGAGGCUAAGAUGCAGGAGCUUUGUUUGGGGGGUGUGAGGCAAAGGCAGGCUGAAGAAGCGACAGUAGGAAGUCCUGAUUUGUUUGGUGGGCUCUGCUCAAGUUUUGGAAAUGAGCGAUCGCAGGGUGCAGGGGAUCUGGAGGUGGAUUGCCAGGAGCCUGUGGACAUUGCGGCACUUUUGAGGGCGAAUCCGAUGAAACGUCCAACUGCGACGGUUGUUGGGAUUCUAGAGAAAUCGCCACGAAGGGAAACAAUCGUGGGCUAUCUGGAGCUGCCUAAGGAGAAGAAGAAGGAGGGAGAAGAGGAGGCGCAUACGAACAAUGCGUUGCUGCUUGUUCCGGCAGAUUCAAAGUUUCCGAAGAUGAUAGUCUACGUUAGCGGGGUGCCUGACAACAUCAAACAGCGCCUUCGUGAUGAGGACGAAACACUCGCGCAAACGCUUGUUGCGGCGCGAGUCAACGUCUGGCGGGCAACCAGUUACUGGCCGACAGCGAUUGUUGCGCGGAGCCUAGGCCAAGCUGGGGAGAUAGAGGCAGAAACUGCUGCCAUCAUGUUUGAGUUCUCAAUCCACCCUGUCGAAUUCCCAUCGUCAGCGCUGGAGAGCCUUCCAAAAACGCCAUGGAGGAUUCCUGAGAACGAACUGAAGAGGAGAGUAGAUCUGCGGCAUCGUCGGAUCUUCUCUAUUGAUCCUCCAACGGCUCGUGAUUUGGAUGACGCGUUGUCAAUUGAAGAGCUGCCGGAUGGAAAUUUCCACAUUGGUGUACACAUUGCUGAUGUGUCGUACUUUGUCAAGCCCGGUACUACGCUUGAUGCUGAAGCGCAGAGGCGGUCGACAAGUGUGUACCUUAUCCAGCGCGUGCUUCCCAUGUUGCCCCCACUCCUGUGCGAGGAGCUGUGUAGUCUUAAUCCCGGGAAGGAUAGGUUCGCCUUCUCGAUUACAUGGGUGAUGACACCGUCUGGCGAGGUUCUCAGCCAGUCUGUUGGGAGGACAAUCAUCAAUUCGUGCUGCAAGCUCUCGUACCCUCAUGCACAGGCGAUGAUAGAAGGACAGUUUGAACCCCGUGCGAAUGUGGAUGUUCCUCAAUUGCAUGGGGGUCAUUCAUGGGAAGAGGUGGUGGGUGAUGUCUUGAAGUUAAAUGGAGUGGCAAGGCGUUUGAGAGAGAAGCGGUUUUCACAGGGGGCGCUUAGUCUAGAUGGAAUGAAGCUCAAGUUUUUCCUGGAUGACGAUGGGAACCCAACGGAGUUUGGGUCCUACGAACAAGUGGAGGCGAAUUUUCUCGUUGAAGAGUUCAUGCUGCUUGCGAACAUGACUGCUGCGGCGACAAUCGCCCGUGCAUAUCCGAAAUGUGCACUUCUCAGACGGCAUCCACCUCCCAAUCUCAGGAAGCUGAACGACUUAGAAGAAUUGUGUAAAGCGCAAGGCUACGAGUUCGAUUCAUCUGAUGCAGGGGCGAUUCACACAUCACUACAGAGAAUACGGCAGAACAUCGAUGACCCUGUGAUCUUCGAAUAUCUGCAGUUUUUGGCAACGAAACCCAUGCAACUGGCGAAGUACUUCUGCACCGAGGAGCUGGAUAACAGGGAGAUGUGGGGACACUAUGCCCUUGCUGUGCCCAUGUACACGCACUUCACCAGUCCUAUACGACGCUAUCCGGACAUUAUCGUCCACCGCACCCUUGCGGCGGUAUUGGAAGUAGAGGAAUUGCUGCAAGCAAGUAGGGGAGGAGGAGAUGCGGGCACAAAGAGGAGUCGAAACAUAGUCUCGCAGCUGGGCAACCAAUUGACGUCCACCGGAUGCUUCACUGGAUUGAACAGAGAAGAUGUGCUUGCAGCCAGCAGCGAGGCAAGAAACCUUACAGCUCAAGUAGCACAGACUCACAAGGUGCCCAGCCCGAGUAGGCUGAGGGAGGUUGCUUCCUGGUGCAAUGAGCGAAAUCAAGCAAGUAAAUGGGCUCAGGAAGCCAGCGACAGGAUCUACUUAUGCCUCACGCUGAAGAGGAAGGGAGUGCUCUCUGAUGCAAGGGUUGUCUCACUGGGACCGCGAUUCAUGAACGUCUUCGUCGCCAAACUAGGGCAAGAAAAACGGAUCUGGUACGAGGAUAUCGAAGGUGUCAAAGCUGAGUGGUUUGCGACCACGGAAACACUGAUCCUUGAUCUCUGUCCUGAAGAGGUAAAGCCAUCUCGGCGAGGAGCAAAGUCGGGGAGAGGUGGCCAUCGUAAAGCGUUCUCAGACAUUGCGACCAUCAUCAACCCUGCGGAGAUUAGAUGCAGCAGCCCAGAUGCGGAUUAUCUUACACGUGAUGAUAAGGAACUUGGCACUGAUGAAGUGGAAGGUGCCGUGCUUCCGUUAACGCUCACUAGGUUUAAGUCUGUGCCAGUAGCUCUCCAUGCAGUGCAGGAAAAGAACAGGCCAAUGGAUGUUGGAGUGAGGCUUUACAUCAGCUCGUACAUGGCGGGGGCGACACUCUCAGACGGUGAGGUCUGUCUGACAUGCGACUAGCGCUUCUCCCUGUUAUAAAUUCUAUUUGGCACUUGCUGGAUUCCAAAGGACUAUGUGUAGGUCACCUUGUGCCACACCCCCCGCCCCUCCCCGGAUCCUGUUGUCCUUGUAUAUAUGUACCACCUGGAUGAAUGGUAGCCGCAAUGCGCAGUUGGCAAGGUCUAAUGGCAGCUGCAGAAAGCCUGGGCAAGUGACCCUUUGCGUGAGUGGGGAGGGGAAGGAUUGCUGGCCUAGGCAAAACGUGCUUGUUGUUGAAUACGGUGUUGUCUUCUAUGCUAAACCUUUUAGGCUGUGCAGAUGGAAAGGCGUUUUGGGGCCUACUCUGGGAGCAGCACGGUGUACUCAGCGGAGCAAAAACAGGGGGUGUUUGCUGUACACGUUUCCUGCUUUUGCGCUCCUUCUCCUCAUCAGGUUCUAUCUAUGUUCAUUCUCUGCCCAGGAGGAGGUUCAUGUUUUUGCCUGAUGGUGUGGGAGUGCAAGAGCAUAGUGGCGAUAUAGCAGGUUUAUGUGUUAAAUUCUUUUUACGGAGAAGGUUGCAUUAGUUUGUGGAGUUACUGCUAGAAAGCACUAGAAAGAGGUAUCGGAUGGUUGGAAGACGUGGGAUGUUCUCGUCUGUCGUGCGGAUCCCAUGACGUGAUCUUUGUCGGAUAUAGUUACUGCUAGAAAGCACUUGAAAGAGGUAUCGGACGGUUGGAAGACGUGGGAUGUUCUCGUCUGUCGUGCGGAUCCCAUGACUUGAUCUUUGUCAGAUAUAGUCCCUCUGGGUCAUGCAGGAUUGCAGCGACAGGAGUUCAGGUUCCUGUGCGCAUCUGUUCAAGUGUUUGUGCAGCCAGUUGCCCUCAUUUCAGGGCAACUAUUUUGUAACUUCCCUGACGCUUCAGGAUGACCCAUGGCUCCAUGAUGCUCAGAAACGGUAUGCAAGGGAGCCGCACACACAGCACAUGAAGUCUGUUGACUGUGGGGUUUGUGCACAGGGGGGUUGUGCACAGAGACAGGAGAUGUAGUUGAAUAGCUGCUAUAUCGGAGUGCGGAUGGCAGGGCGCGUGGGCGUAAUGAAAUAGGCUUUUUUCU
Messenger RNA from Chara braunii, 5344 nucleotides. The record is from the annotation of a GenBank genome assembly. Lineage: Eukaryota; Viridiplantae; Streptophyta; Charophyceae; Charales; Characeae.